Messenger RNA from Tricharina praecox, 905 nucleotides. Its product is annotated as Arv1-like family-domain-containing protein. The annotation marks the transcript as partial. The record is from RefSeq and is a predicted model, not a curated record. Gene Ontology annotation, biological process: regulation of plasma membrane sterol distribution; sterol metabolic process; intracellular sterol transport. Lineage: Eukaryota; Fungi; Ascomycota; Pezizomycetes; Pezizales; Pyronemataceae. The transcript has 2 exons. Gene Ontology annotation, cellular component: Golgi apparatus; cortical endoplasmic reticulum.
ACGACCUUGCGGGUUCCGAGUCCAGACCACCACCAAGGUUCCUUCCAAAGCCCGAACCCACGCGUCCACCCCUGCAUCCAAGUGCUUAACCCAACGUCACCUCAUCUUCAGUUCCUCCAAAAUGGCCACAACGACGAGCACCUCCUCACCGUCGACACCACCGGGCCCGCCCCUCUUCAUCUGCAUCGAAUGUUCCUUCCCAGUCGACUCACUAUUCACCGCGUACUCGGGCGCAGACGACCGCUCGCUCGGGCGCGGCGUGCGGCUCACGCAAUGCCCACGGUGCAAGCGCUUCGCGGAUAAAUACGUCGAGCACGAUUUCGUCGUGCUGUUCAUCGACAUGGUCUUGAUCAAGCCGCAGGUGUACCGCCACCUGCUGUUCAACCACCUCGCGGGCGGCCGCAAGGACGACGUCCUCGACGGCAGCAUCAAGCGUCUCGGCGUCCUGCUGCUGCUGUUCGAUGUAUAUCUCACCUGGGCGAGAAUCGAGAAGAGCAUUCCUGCGGAAACCCCUAGGCUGCUCGGCAUGCCCAUCGUUGUCCAGUACCUAUUCUUCCUCGCCCUCUGCUUCACCGAGUCGAUCCUGUUCCACCUCACGAUCCGGCUGCUAUCAUUCUACCUCUUGCGGUUCCCGCGGCCGAACGCGGUUUCGACCGCGCUGCUCGUAUCCUCAUGCACAAAGCUGUUCCCGAUCCUGAUGGUGAUCUGGAAGUACGACGUGCCGGCGGCGGCGCGCAGCGUCGGCUGGGCCGUCGUCGUGAAUAAUGUCGAGGCCCUCAGGAUCCUGCUCGAUACCGAUUAUGUUAGGGCGGCCGCGCUGGCGGGCGCUGGUGCUGUGGUUAGAGCGGUCGCGAGUCAGGGGAUACUGAGGGCGGCGGGGCUGGUUACUUGGGAGGCGGGCGUCG